CCCGUACCCCCCUUUAGUGGCCCAUGAGCACCUGCACGUCCCGGCAGGUGUCGCUGAGGCGCAGCCGGCCCAGCGUGCAGCGCAGGCCGUUCUCGACGGCCGUCUCGAUCAGGUGCUCUAGGAGGUCGUCCCCGGGCUGCAGCGGGUGGGUGGCGAGCAGGCCCGCCCCGAUGUGGUGGAGCUCGCCGUUGGAGAAGUCGUACUGGGCGGGCUGGCUGGGCGCCUGCGCCCUUCUGGCAGCGGAGACCCGCAGGCCAAACAAGGCGCACCGCAACCCGAUGCAGUCCCGGGGGUGGGCGUAGAGGUACGACACCUUGCGGACGGCUUAGGCAAACUGAGCGCUGCACACACGACACAUACACAGAGAGAGAUGCCGUGACAUGACGAUAGUGACAUUAUCUCCCCAUGUGUCUCCCUCCUCGUCAGUCUUACGGAUGGCGGCAGGCUUGGAUGACGGUCCGAAUCCAGGCCUUGUACGCCGCAUCCGCCCAGCUCCUGUCGAUCUUGUCCCGAGAUCGAAGCCGGCGCUGUGGCACUGUGAGGCCUCUCGUGUAGAGAUUGAUCCCCACUCCCCGUAAGGCUGCCGCCUGCGCGUUGUUGAGGAGGAAGAGCGCUUUCGGCAAGGCAAACCUUACGGGGAUGAGGAUGUCGGCGCCGUUCAUCAUGCGGAUCCACAGCCCGCCCGCCGCCCGUCGCCACAUGACCGCGCCCCUUGCGUUAAGCAUGGGCUGGUCGGGCAGGCGGGCCAGCAGCAGGCGGGCGAUGGGGACCGCUACGCAGCAGAACCACACGUAGAGCCGCACUCGUACUGAUGGACAAACAAACAGGGAACAGUGAUGCAUUCACUGGUUUUGACCGACAUGUGUGUGAAGAGUGAGGUGGUUGAGGUCUCCUUACACUCUGGGCAGGGCUGCGGCGUCCACACGUAACAUGUUGCGUUGAUGAAGAUCCACUCAUAACUGACACAAACAGACGAAGGAUUACCACACACAUUAACACAACCAAGCUGUGGUCAUCCUGUCCGCCAUUGUGUUGCCUUCCUUCCAAUCCGCGUUUAUCCCCACAGAGUUGCUGCAGCGCCUUGAGGGCCCGGUUCGGCUUGUCGCCGAGGUGGUGGAAGUGCCCCCCUUCGCUUUCAGCGCGUAGUGAAGAUAGAUGGGAGCGUGUUUGAGGAUCGACGGAGGGCUCAAUACUGUGUCUUGCACCCUUGUUGACAACCGUUUUCAUCACCACCACCGCCUCAGCACGGCCCUCAUACACCGACAUCAAACCCUGCACAUCCAACAAACCAACCAACGCAUAUGUGCUGCUUUCGUCAAUUGACUUUCUUACGUACCUGCGUGUGAAGUGUGCAGCUUGGAAUUGUGAGUGCUGCGCUUCUUGGCGCCGUCCGCUCGCCCUCUCGCUCUUCCUCUCAGCCCGCAACAGCAUCCACCAUCUCACUCAACUGCACACAUCCAUCCAUCCAUCGAUCCAUCCAUCAAAGUAGGACACACACCACAUAAACAGCCAGUUUCCCCUUCAUUGUGUGUGUGUGUGAAUCACCUGUCUUGCCGUAUUCGAUGAGCUCAGCCACAGUGGGCCUGGUGGGCAGAGGUAGCUCUCGAACUUCAGCGUCGGCACCACCACCACUCAGCACGACGCUCAUACACUGACACCGAACGCUGUACACACCAACAAGUGCAUCUUUGUGCCGCCAACAAGUGCAUCUUUCCAUGUGUCUCUUGUUUGUACGCUCUCACCUGCAGGGGACUCAGUCACGGCAGUGGUCGUCGCGAAGGGGUUGAGGCGAGACGACACACUCGACACCGACGCAAGCUGAUGCGACAACGAAGCGGAACUCUCCCUGCACAAUCAUGAUCACACACGAAGGAAUGAAUGGAAGCAGCCAAUCGCUCAUCAUUGAUCGACUGAUUCACUGAUUUACUUGCGGUAGGGGCGGAACGUCGGCACAGAGAGAAUGAUGGGCUUCAUGACGGCUGCACCACCACCAGCAGCAGCAGGGGACUCAGUCACGGCAGCCUGAUCGUAUACACACACACACAGGUCGCUGUGAAUGCAAUCUCUUUCAGUUCGCUUGCCUUGUGUGCUUCCUGCGAGGCGCCACUGCUGGCUGCUGCUGGUGUUGCAGAGGAUGAUCCGGGCGAGCAGUCCUCGCGGCCGCCCCAGCUCUCAUCGUCGUCAUCGGGAUCAUCAUCCCACUCAAAACCUAAUAUGAUACAGACAGGCAUGCAUGAUCAUGAGGAUUUCACGAGCUCACCGGGAAAGUAUGGCUUGCAGCCCUGUGUUAUCCCCAGGAGAAGGAGGAGCCUCUUGGCCUCGAAGUUGAACAGCCCGCAAAGCCCGCGCCGCUUCGACCACUUGCCAUUCCGUAAUUCGUUGCUGCACAUGGGAAUACACAGUCUCUCUGUCUGUUCUUUCCCUUCCUCACUUACUCCACACGCCUCAGGAUUGAUCGGAGCCAGAUUGCGAACCUCUCGGCGCUCGUGAACAUGCGACGCGCUUCCCAAAUGUCUGUCCCGGCUUGGACUGCCGCCUCCUAACACACUCACACAAAACACACACACCGAUGUAUGUGUGAACGGGAGCGGCGUCUCUGUGUACUUCGGUAUUGCCCCUUCGGUUGUUCUCAUCGAAAGCAUCACGGGCCAAACCUGACAUGCACGAAGUGGACACAUGCACGAAGUGUGACCGUCGCUUAGAUGAGGGUGUGGAUGAAGACCUUGUAGGCCGCGUCAGCCCUGCUGCGCUUGAGGGUUCGCCGAGACCAGCGGCGCCGCUGCUGGGCCGUGAGGCCGCGAUCGCUGACCCAAAGAGACAAAGGAGCACCCGCACACAUGAACACAACCUUGCUGUCGUCAUCCUGUCCGUCAUUGUGUGUUGUCUUACUUCCAAUUCGCGUUGUGCCCACAGAGUUGCCGUGCAGCUGCAGGUAAGUACUGGACGACGAAUUGUAGGUAGUACCAUAGGUUGAUUGCCACGUACUGCCAAUCAAACACACAAACACACCAAAAAAUCUAACGAAUGACGACGUUUGUGUUGAUGCAUUUUCAUGGAUGCAUCAAUGUGAGAAUGCAUGUGGUGCAAUGAUGCAUUACUUACCUCGUUUGUGUGAUGGUGGCGUGCACUGAAGUGCAGCAGGUUGGCAUACACCUCACGAUGGUCCGGGUAGACCAUCCCCGCAACCGACCACACCCCAGCCACCAGGACCGCGGCAGCAUAUUUGGGAAGAGCAGGCUUCGCCAGCGGCAGCGCUGCACGAUCCGCUUGGCCUCUGCGGGAGGCGCAUCGUGGCGGCCUGCUGUGGCUGAUGGGCGGAUGAGUUGAGGGGGCUUGGGCUGGUGGAUGGGGAUGGGCAGCCUUUGAUAAGAUUUCAGCGAAAGAGAGAAAGAGGGGAUGGGCGAGGAUGCAGGAUUGUCGAGUGCUUGAGCAGCGAAUGCGCAAGCAAACUCCUCCCACCAAUAUCGGCAGCAUAUUUGGGUGCAACAGCGCCCGUCACUGGGUGGUGGGUGACGUGGUGGGUGGGCGUCUGGAUGGGGAAGGUCGGGUGAUAUCCGACUUGUUGUGCGGCAUAUAGGUGCCAGCCGCUGGCUGGAAAGUGAGAGAGGGCUGCACCAGUGCCAGAGGAUGACGGUGAUGCGGGGAAAAGG
Messenger RNA from Vitrella brassicaformis, 3650 nucleotides. NCBI's taxonomy places the organism in Eukaryota, Vitrellaceae. The record is from the annotation of a GenBank genome assembly.